UCAUGGCGGCGGCUCCGUAGGGCGGCGGGGGCUGUGCGGGGCCGGGCCGGGCCGGGCGGGGAGGCCGGGAGGGAACCGGGGGGGCCGGGCCCGGGCUGCGGCAGCUCCCCGGUGGCUCCGAGGCGCCCGGGAAGGCCGUCAGGCUGCCGCCGGGGGAGGGAGCGGGAGCCAGCCGCUGCCCCCCGGGUGCCCGGGCGGGAGGCGGCCGAAGGCCCCGUCACGGUGCCGGGGAUGGACGAGGAGAGCCUGGAGGCCGCGAUCCGCGCCUACAACGCGCAGCUGCGGCAGGUGGAGCUGGCGCUGGGCGCCGGCCUGGACCCGUCGCAGCAGUCGGACCUGGUUCAGCUGCAGGAGGAUUUGAAGCAGCUGAUAGAGCUGACCGAGUCCAGCCUGGUGGCCGUGAGGAAGAGCAAGCUGCUGGCCGCGCUAGACACAAACGCGUCCUCGUCUUCCUCGUCGCCGGGAGGUCUGCUGGAGCACGGCGCCGACCCAGAAAGCUCUGCCCAGGAUGAGGAGUACGCUGCCUUCAAGGAAGCCAUCGCCGAGCUUGGAACCGACGACAAGCCCGCAGCGGAAAGCAGCGAGAUAUCCUCAAAGGGAGAUGAGAGCAAGGACGAAAGGCGGUCGAAGGGCAGUGAAGAGGAGGAGGAGUCUGACAGGGAGGAGGAGGAGGAGGAGUUGAGUGGGAUGAAGGUUAAAGCCCCGUACUACAGCUCCUGGGGGACGCUGGAGUACCAUAACGCCAUGAUUGUGGGGACAGAAUACCUGGAAGAUGGCGGCGCAGGAGUCAGAGUGCUGUACCUCUAUCCAACCCACAAGUCUUUGAAGCCGUGUCCGUUCUUCUUGGAUGACAAAUGCAGAUUUAAAGAGAACUGUCGGUUUUCGCACGGGCAGGUGGUGCCCGUGGAGGAGCUUCAGCCCUUUCAGGAGCCCAAUCUGAGCACUCUGGAGGUGGGCUCGGCCUGCCUGGCGAAGCACAGCGACGGAAUAUGGUACACUGCAAAAAUAACCGAUAUCGACAGUGGUUAUUACACUGUGAAGUUCGAUUCCCUGCUGCUAAAGGAAGCUGUUGUGGAAGGGGACAGCAUCAUUCCCCCCCUGCGAAGUGACGACGGUGCCUCGUCUGCUGAAUCCGAUGAAGACAGCGUUGAUGAUUCUGGUUACGCUAAAGUGAUAGAUUCGGGGGUCCCGGAGAAUGGGGAAUGGGCUCCUGCGUGCAGCUCCUCUUUUGGUGGCUGGGAAGCCCAUACUCGCGGCAUCGGCUCCAAACUGCUUGCUCAGAUGGGAUACGAGUUUGGAAAAGGGCUGGGGAAGAAUUCUGAGGGCCGAGUGGAGCCGGUGCAGGCCGUGGUCCUUCCUCGAGGGAAAUCCCUCGACCAGUGCGCCGAGGUGCUUCAGAAGAAGAAACAGGGGAGGCUGGACCCCGGCAACUCGAAGAAAUGCCGGGCAAAGGGAAGUAACGCUGGCCGGUCCUCUGCAGGCAGCCGCAAGCCACCCCGCAACGUGUUUGACUUUUUGAAUGAGAAACUGAGAGGGAAGAGCACUGGGGAGAAGGCCGGAGGUGUGGCGCUGCCCGAGAGGAACAGCAAAGAGAUCUACCAUGCUAGCAAGAGCACCAAGAAGGCCCUGAGUGUCCGCCUCUUCCAGACAAUGGAGAAGAUUGAACAAACGCAGAAGGAUAUCAGAGGAAUCCAGCAGGCCCUGGCGCGCAACGUUGGACGGCACAGCAUUGCAACUGCUCAGCUGGAGGAGAAGCUGGCUAACGCUCACAAACAGCUGGGGCAGCUGCAGGCGCAGGAAGCCAGUCUGCAGCGGGAGCAGAAGAAAGCAGACACCCAUAAGAAGAUGACUGAGUUCUAGUCUCCGAGGAAGGCGGUUGACUGCAGUGAUUAUCGUUCUAGCCAGCCCCUGUGCUCAUGGCCUCAGAGCCUGGGUGAGCCAUCCUGCUCUUCUGGGUCUCGGUCUGCCUGCCCAGCCCGAAAAUUGGGCUGAAAAGCAGCGGUUUCCAAAACCAGCUGCUUCUGAGCUCUGCUGGGAGGGCGAGAAGCACGCAUCCGUCCAGCCCCGAGCCUUGUGUAAGGACCAGCUACAAGAAACCCGAUUCUCUGCUACCUUGCACGCUUCUUUCCUGUUAUCACUGCAGCAGCACCUCCAUCCAGAGCGCGUAGCUGCUCGGGUGAUAACGCUGCUGGCAGCGAACCAGCCGCGGAGGGGCUUUGAAAGCCCCACAUCCUGCCAUCAGCUGUGGCUUGUGUUUGCAGCCAACUGAUGAAGACAAGUGGAGGCAGGGUCCCAGGCACGUUCUGGCAGAGCAGAAAAGGCGCGUGCUGGGUGCGAAACAGCGAUGGCAAACCGCUUCAGCUGCUCUCUGCCUCCUGUUCUUUGCUAUGGGAUUUAUCUGAGAACUCUGUUUUUUAAGAGCAGUUUCUUGUAAACCUGGUGUAAUGCCUAGACAGAGAAGUGGCAGCUCAGAGGUGGUACCGGAGGCCUCACGUGUCGUAUUUCUCCAGUUUGACUGUAGGAGCAUCCCUGGGACACGCUGUAGCCUAACUCAUCGACUUGGCGUGGAAAGCUGCGUGGUUCCACAAGCAGAGUGCCAAAGAUGGGAGAAUAAGGCAGCAGAGUAACAGGUUCUCAAGCCUCUGAGUUGGGAACACCUCUAUGGGGAACCUUGCGCUUCUGCCGCUGUUACUUGAGUUUUUCUCUCCCAGGUGGCUCUCUGAACACAGGUCCUUUUAUUAAAAAAAAAAAAAACCCUCAGGACCCACUCCCAGCUCAGACCGGGCCCUGGACGAGCACAAAGAUCAGGUCUGCGUGUGCUGAGUGCACGGCACUGCCUGGGGUUGGGGAGAGCCUUGGGCUGUGCUGGAAGCAGGACGCAAGCCAAGUGCCCUUCCCCGCACCACGGACAGUCCUCGGACACGGAGGAUGUCUUCUCCCCAGGGCUGUAUUCAGGGUUGGCAGCAGCCAGCCCUCCCCACAGGGGAGGUGGUGGUUUCAUCAGACUCUCUUUCUGGUGGGACUUGUGCAUUGUAAUUGUGUUGUGUUUUUUUUAAAAAAAAAAAAAAACUUGUUAGCGAUUUCAUGCCAGUAUCUUAAGGACACGUUUUUUUUUCUUAAUUAAAAAAAAUAUCAAUUUCCUUUCA
Cygnus olor (mute swan) is the source of this 3146-nucleotide messenger RNA. RefSeq names its product zinc finger CCCH-type and G-patch domain containing (gene ZGPAT). NCBI's taxonomy places the organism in Eukaryota, Metazoa, Chordata, Aves, Anseriformes, Anatidae. Gene Ontology annotation, molecular function: DNA-binding transcription factor activity, RNA polymerase II-specific; metal ion binding; RNA polymerase II cis-regulatory region sequence-specific DNA binding. Gene Ontology annotation, biological process: negative regulation of DNA-templated transcription; regulation of transcription by RNA polymerase II. Bases 232 to 1860 code for a protein of 542 amino acids. The record is from RefSeq and is a predicted model, not a curated record. Gene Ontology annotation, cellular component: nucleus. The transcript is spliced from 6 exons.